This is a messenger RNA of Talaromyces amestolkiae, 2565 nucleotides long. RefSeq lists its product as uncharacterized. Gene Ontology annotation, molecular function: structural constituent of ribosome; alpha,alpha-trehalose-phosphate synthase (UDP-forming) activity. The record is from RefSeq and is a predicted model, not a curated record. The coding region runs from base 1 to 2565 and encodes 854 amino acids. The transcript has 5 exons. Lineage: Eukaryota; Fungi; Ascomycota; Eurotiomycetes; Eurotiales; Trichocomaceae. Gene Ontology annotation, cellular component: cytosol; alpha,alpha-trehalose-phosphate synthase complex (UDP-forming); ribosome. Gene Ontology annotation, biological process: trehalose biosynthetic process; cellular response to heat; translation.
AUGCCUUCCGAAGAACAACCCCAGACCGAGGAGUCGAGAUUGCUCCUCGUCUCGAAUCGACUGCCCAUUACAAUCAAGCGCUCGGAUGAUGGAAAGUAUGAUUUUUCCAUGUCAUCAGGUGGUCUCGUCAGUGGGUUGAGUGGCCUGACGAAAUCGACUACGUUCCGGUGGUAUGGGUGGCCCGGCUUGGAGGUUCCCGAAGAAGAGAUUCCCGUGGUGCAGAAACGGCUCAAGGAUGAAUACGGGGCCAUUCCUGUCAUGAUUGAUGAUGAGCUUGCUGAUCGACAUUACAAUGGCUUCUCUAAUUCGAUCCUUUGGCCGCUGUUUCACUACCACCCCGGCGAAAUCACAUUCGACGAGUAUGCAUGGGACGCAUAUAAAAAAGCCAAUCGUCUGUUUGCGCAAGCCGUUGCGAAGGACGUCCAGGAUGGUGAUUUGGUAUGGGUCCACGACUACCAUUUGAUGCUGCUACCGGAGAUGCUGCGAGAAGAGAUUGGCGAUACGAAAAAGAAUGUCAAGAUUGGUUUCUUCCUUCACACACCGUUCCCCAGCAGUGAGAUUUAUCGGAUUCUGCCUGUGCGGAACGAACUUUUACUUGGUGUCUUGCAUUGUGAUUUGAUUGGAUUCCACACAUAUGACUACACACGACACUUUUUGAGUAGUUGUUCACGACUUCUUAACCUCCAAACCACACCAAAUGGAAUCGAGUUUCAAGGCAAGAUUGUCGCGACUGGCGCCUUCCCCAUCGGCAUUGAUCCGGACAAGUUCAAGGAAGGGCUUUUGAAAGAAAAAGUCCAGAAACGAAUUGAGAUGCUUGAACAGAAGUUCCAAGGAGUGAAACUCAUGGUCGGAGUAGAUCGUUUGGAUUACAUCAAGGGUGUACCACAGAAACUACAUGCUUUGGAAGUGUUCCUCAGUGAUCACCCCGAGUGGGUUGGUAAGGUGGUACUCGUACAGGUUGCAGUCCCUAGUCGACAGGACGUCGAGGAGUACCAGAACCUGCGAGCAGUUGUCAAUGAGCUUGUUGGCCGGAUCAAUGGAAAGUUCGGCACCGUGGAGUUUAUGCCAAUCCACUUUUUGCACAAAUCAGUCAACUUUGACGAGCUCAUUGCAUUGUAUGCCGUUUCAGACGCAUGUAUCGUGUCCUCUACCCGCGAUGGAAUGAACCUCGUCGCCUACGAAUAUAUCGCUACACAGCACAAGCGCCACGGUGUUCUUGUUCUGUCUGAAUUUGCUGGAGCUGCUCAAUCACUCAAUGGCAGCAUCAUCGUCAACCCUUGGAACACCGAAGAACUCGCCGGCGCUUAUCAAGAAGCCGUAACUAUGAGCGAAGAACAAAAAGCACUUAAUUUCUCCAAGCUCGAAAAAUACGUCUCCAAAUACACGAGUGCAUUCUGGGGACAAUCCUUCGUCAGUGAACUGAAACGCAUCUCGGCACAGUCAAAACAGAAGGUCUCAGUGCGAAAAGCGUCGCUUCUCGUGCCUGGCGUGUCCACACCUGUAAUGAACGGCGACGGCGAGCAGACUGCCCCAGAUGAGGUUGUAGUGGUAUCGUCAGAAGGAGAAGCAGAAGAAGAAGCGGGCGUCCGACGACUCGAGCAAAAUUUACACCUACCUUCCGCCGACGAAUUCMCCCGACACAAAAUGGCGCCCAGCAACAUCCUCAGAGGCAGCCUGCUUCUCUCCUCGACAGUGGCAAGAUCUGCAACUAGAAUGAAUGCCUUUCAGUCACAGACCAGAUAUGCAGGUGCCAUCAACGCCUCGGGCUCGCGACGAUCGAUCUGGAAUUUUUUGACGGGCGAACAGCAGAAGAAUCAAGCCGCAAAGAAGGGCGAGGAAGAGAAUCAACAGCAAGAGCAAGAAGCAGAAAACGAAGUUGAGGAGCAGCAGUCCACAUCUUUAGACGCACAAAAACAACAACAACAAUUAGAUGCCCAGAACCUGGCAUCAGCCUCAACCUUCUCCGAGACGCAGACCUCACCAACCCCCAUAAUCGACCAAGUCAAAGAAGCCGAACAAGAAAUCCUUCCCUCCGAACAACAAGAAACUAGCUGGCCCUCCGACGUCCCCCAACCCUCAAUCAGACAAUACCCCUACACCCUCAAACGCGGCACUGUAACCAGUGUCGGCCUCAUGUCAAAAACCGUGCGCGUCGCCUACCAGCACCGCGAAUGGGAUCGCAAGAUUCGGAAAUACUACCCGAAAACCACGACCUAUCUCGUGCACGAUCCACGCAAUUCGCUUAGGGAAGGGGAUGUCAUUGAGUUUUCGUCGGGGGCGCCGAGAGCGCCGAGUGUGAGGCAUGUUGUUGAAAGGAUUGUGGCGCCGUUUGGGUCCGCGGUGGAGGAGAGGCCUGCUGUGCCGACGAGGGCGGAGAGAGAGGAGGAAAUGGUGGCCAAGAGGAUGGUGAAGUUGAUGAGACAGGCAAGCAGGAAAGCUGCCGAGGAAGGAGAAAGCGAUGUUGGGAAGGUGAUGAGGAGGGUUGUGGAGAGUAAGGAGCAUGUUGGUAGGAUUCGGGGGUUGGUUAUUGAGCGUGCUGCUGCUCAGAGUCAGGCUAGUGCUUAG